AUCGCAUCCGAGCGGCGCAUCAUCGUUUUAUCAAUAGAAAAUCUUUGAUGUGCUCAAUGCACUGACAAGAAACAAAUGUUUGUUUUAUAUCGAUUAUCUUGUUUUUCUCCUCCUCCUCGCGGGGUUCAGAGUUGCUCGUUGGGUUGACAAAACAAUCCAUUACUUGGGAACUUUGUCCUUCACGCGUGACGUGUCUCUCUUUUUUUUUUUUUUUGAAACACUCGAAAAGAAAGUCAAAAGUUAGCCAAGAAUGUGGCGUGAGUGUUAGCUGGUUAGCCUCAACCGGGGCGUCCACCAUGGACGACAAAGAUGUCUCCUCGCCAGCUUCGGCGUCACCGGCUUGUCGUCCGAACGACGAGCUGAAGAAGUUGCUUCAUUUUAAAGUGUACAAGAGGAGGUGGUUGGUGCUCCUGGUGCUCUGCCUGCUCAACUGCUCCAAUGCCACGCUAUGGCUGACCUUCGCACCAGUGGCGGACCAGUCCGCCCAGUACCUGAAGGCCACCUUGGCGGACAUCAACUGGUUGUCGCUGGUCUACAUGGUGGUGUCCGUUCCGCUCAGCGUUGUGUCCACCUGGAUGCUGGACACCAUCGGGCUGCGCAUCACGCUGAUCUUGGGCUCGUGGUUGAACAUGUUCGGCGCCGUCACCCGCAUGAUGGGGGGCCCGCCGGGCGAGGUCUUCAGAAUCGAAUACGCGGUGGUGAUGCUGGGCCAGACGAUGGCGGCGGUGGCGCAGCCGCUCGUCAUCUUCACGCCGACCAAGAUGGCGGCGCUGUGGUUCCCGGACCACCAGCGGGCCACGGCCAACAUGAUGGCCUCCAUGGCCAACCCGCUGGGCAUCCUGGUGGCCAACGUGGUGUCGCCUGCCAUCGCGCGCACGUCCGAUCGCAUCCCCAUGCUGGUAAGCUAUCUUAUACACACACACGACGGCGGACCAUAUGAGACGAAUCGUCCACCUGGCUUCCUCCAGUUGUUGGCCUACGCCGUCCCUGCCUGCGUCAUCUGUUUCCUGGCGACGGUUGCCGUACGCAGCAGCGCCCCGCCCACGCCGCCGUCGGCCAGCGCUGAAUUUUCCACCUCCGAACCUUUCAUGCAGGGCGUCAAACUGCUGCUGAAGAAUCGAGCGUACCUGGUGCUGCUGCUGUGCUUCGGCUCCGGCGUGGGCGUGUUCACGUGCUUCUCCACGCUGCUGGACCAAAUCCUGUGCGUGCAGGGCUACACUAACGACUUUGCGGGCCUGUGCGCCGCCCUCUUCAUCGUGUUUGGCAUCGUAGGCGCCGCCUUACUGGGCCGCUACGUGGACAAAACCAAACGCUUCACAGAGGUCAUCAAGAUCAACAUGGCCUUCUCUGCCUUGGCGGGUAUCGCCUUCUCUGUGGUGUGCCUGAUGCAGCGGCAGAGCGUCGCCGUGGCGGCCGUGUGCUCACUCUUCGGCUUCUUCGGGUUCUCCAUUUUCCCGGUGGUCAUGGAGGUGUCCGUGGAAUGUUCCUACCCUGUGGGAGAGGCCACCUCGGCCGGACUCAUCUUCAUAUCGGGACAAAUCCUGUCCAUCGUCUACAUCGUCCUCCUCCAGUCUUUGGCCACGCCCGUCGCAGAGUCACCGCGCUCCACGUGCGGGCUCGCCCCUCAAAGCUGGAAGGUGUCCAUGAUGGUGCUGGCAGCGCUGACCACCACCUUCACUUGCAUCUUCAUAGUCGUCUUCCGCACGCGCUACAGGCGCCUGGAGGCCGAAGAGGACGCCACCUACGGGCGCAAACGAGACACCCGAUCCACCGACCCCACCCAAGCCAGUGUGGACACGUGAUCCAUAAUGAGAGAAUAACCAAGCUUUUUUUUUUUUUUUUUUUUUUUUUUUUAAAUUAAUGGCGCACACACACAUUUAGAAACCAGUUUAAGGGAAAUGAUGUUCAUUCAGUGUCCUGCCGUGACCAAAAUGUGUCAGAUAUGUAAUUUGCACUUUUUUUUUUUUUUUUUUUUUUUUAAAAAGGUCUUCAUUCAAUGUAAAUUAUAUUUUUAAAUCCAUAAUUUAAAGCUGAUCUUAUUUCAAAUUGGGCAUUGUUGGUGUAUUCAUUGUUGAGAACAAGUUUUUAUUUUUUAUCUUUAUUUACUCUGACUACGUAAUUAUUUAGUUUUGUGUGAUCCUGAACAAUGCAUUGUUUUUUGAAAUAGAUUUUUCAUAUGAAAACUAUUUAAAAUAAUAAAAAAAAAAUAUUUUUGUGAAUGUGAUUCUUUGUAUGUAAAUGUCAAAAGAAUUUCAAUAAAUCUCUUCGAGUUUAGGCAUUA
Molecule: messenger RNA, 2281 nt
Organism: Phyllopteryx taeniolatus (common seadragon)
Lineage: Eukaryota; Metazoa; Chordata; Actinopteri; Syngnathiformes; Syngnathidae
Gene: slc49a3
Product: solute carrier family 49 member 3
Exons: 9
Coding region: 297-1802 (501 amino acids)
Biological process (GO): transmembrane transport
Cellular component (GO): membrane
Molecular function (GO): transmembrane transporter activity
Source: RefSeq, a predicted model, not a curated record